GAAGACAGAAAACUACAUCAAUUAUUGUGACGUGGUUGAAAAUUUCGUCGGUGUACAGUGAGCGUUGCAUUAGUUUUGCGUCCCGUAUCUUAAAAUUGUGCUAAAUUCGUACCGAAAUCCAACACGGCACGGUGCAAAACUGUGGUAUUGUGAGGGCGCAAACACUGACGCACAGCGGAACCCGGUCCCCGGCCAGCAGGAUGAGCUCGUUUAAGCGAGAUAACAAGGAGGAAGAUGACGGUGGUAAUCCAUGGCAAAACCUCGAGAAAACGUCGGUGCUGCAGGAGACGCGAAUGUUCAACGAGACACCGGUGAACGCACGGAAAUGUACACACAUUCUCACCAAGAUCCUGUACCUGCUCAAUCAGGGCGAGGUUCUGGGCACCCGGGAAGCGACGGAGUGUUUCUUCGCGAUGACGAAACUGUUCCAGUCGAAGGAUGUGGUGAUGCGGCGCAUGGUUUAUCUCGGCAUCAAGGAGCUCAGCCCGAUUGCGGACGAUGUUAUCAUUGUGACGAGCUCGCUGACGAAGGACAUGACCGGCAAGGAGGAUUUGUAUCGGGCCCCAGCCAUCCGGGCACUGUGCAGCAUCACGGACAGCACGAUGCUGCAGGCGGUGGAACGCUACAUGAAGCAGUGCAUCGUCGAUCGGAACGCACCGGUGUCGAGUGGUGCGCUCGUGAGCUCGCUGCAUCUGGCCAGCACAGCCGGUGAGGUGGUAAAGCGCUGGGCGAACGAGGCACAGGAAGCACUGAACAGUGACAACAUAAUGGUGCAGUACCACGGGCUCGGAUUGCUGUACCACAUCCGGAAGGCCGAUCGGCUGGCGGUGACAAAGCUCGUGAACAAGCUGACCCGCCAGCACAUGAGAAGCCCGUACGCGACCUGCUUCCUAAUUCGUAUCGCGUGCAAAAUCAUGGAGGAGGAAGAUGCGAGCGGCACGGCGACGGAGGAUUCGCCGUUGUUUAACUUCGUCGAGUGCUGUUUGCGCAACAAGUCGGAAAUGGUGGUGUACGAGGCGGCCCACGCCGUCGUCAAUCUGAAGCGCACGAAUCCACGCGAACUGUCGACGGCGGUUAGCAUUCUGCAGCUGUUCUGUGGCUCAUCGAAGGCGACGUUACGCUUUGCGGCCGUGCGUACGAUGAACAAGGUGGCGAUGUUGCAUCCCCCGGCGGUCAAUGUGUGCAAUCUCGAUCUGGAAGGGCUGAUUGCGGAUUCGAACCGUUCGGUGGCUACGUUGGCCAUUACGACGCUGCUCAAGACGGGCGCCGAAAGUUCGGUGGAACGGUUGAUGAAGCAGAUCGCAACGUUUGUGGCGGAAAUAUCGGACGAAUUCAAGCUGGUGGUUGUGCAGGCGAUUCGCUCGCUGUGCACCAAGUUCCCGCGCAAGCACGCGGUCACGAUGAACUUUCUGAGCGGGAUGCUGCGGGAGGAAGGUGGGUUGGAGUACAAAACGUCCAUCGUCGACACAAUCAUCCUGAUCAUCGAGGAGAAUCCGGACGCGAAGGAGGCCGGUCUCGGGCAUCUGUGCGAGUUUAUUGAGGAUUGCGAACACACCUCGCUGGCGGUACGGAUUCUGCAUCUGCUCGGCAAGGAAGGCCCAUACUCAAAGUGCCCAUCGCGCUACAUUCGCUUCAUCUACAACCGCGUCAUACUGGAGAAUGCGACCGUACGGGCGGCGGCCGUAGCAGCGAUCGCCCAGUUCGGUGCCUGCUGUCCGGAUCUGUUGCCGAACGUGCUGGUGCUGCUGAACCGCUGCCAGAUGGACUGUGACGAUGAGGUGCGGGAUCGGGCCACCUACUACUACACCAUCCUGAACCAAUCGAACCCGGACCUGAACAAGCGAUUCAUUGCGGACCACGAGAUCGUGUCGCUGCCGCUGUUGGAAAAAUCGCUAAACGACCAUCUGAAGGGUCCGCUGACGGAGCGGUUCGAUCUGACGAUCGUGCCGAAAUCGCAGGUCGUCCAGCCGGAAGUGAACGAGGAGGUGAUGAUCAUGAACAAAGCGGCACCAAAAAUUGCGCGCGUCAAUCGCGAGGAGGUUAACACGGAGAAGCUGCUUGCCAUACCGGGCAUCCAUCAUGUGGGCGCACUGCACAAAUCCUGCGCCCCGGUGCAGCUGACCGAGAGCGAAACCGAGUACACGGUUUCUUGCAUCAAGCACUGCUUCGCGCAUCACAUUGUGUUCCAGUUCGACUGUGUUAACACGCUAUCGGAUCAGCUGCUGGAGAAUGUGCGCGUCGAUCUGGAGCUUCCGGAAGGGUUCGUGUCGCGUGCCGUCAUUCCCUGUGCGAAGCUACCGUACGGCGAUAAGGAAUCUACCUACGUUAUCGUGCAAUUCCCGGAGGAUGUCCCCAGCUCGAUUGCCACCCUGGGUGCUACGUUACGCUUCCUGGUAAAGGACUGCGAUCCAUCCACCGGCCAGCCCGACUCGGACGAGGGCUACAACGACGAGUACAUCCUGGAGGAUAUCGAAAUCACCGUCGCGGAUCAGAUGCAAAAGUCAAAGAAACAAAACUUCCUCGCCGCGUGGGAAAGUGCCGACACGGAAGAAUGGGUUGAAGCGGAGGACACGUUCGAGCUGUCGUCGGUGAACAGUUUGCAGGAUGCCGUCAACACGAUCCUUAAAUUCCUUGGCCUAGCACCCGCCAAUCUGUCCGAGAACGUGCCGGACGGAGCCCACACGCACACGUUACUGUGUUCCGGAACGUUCCGCGGUGGCGUGGAGGUGUUUGUCCGUUCAAAGCUGGCCGUGGCCGACGGCGUCACAAUGCAGCUGACAGUACGAUCGACGGACAUGGAUGUGGCGGAAUUGAUUACGUCUGCGGUAGGCUAAGCACACGGCUGCAACACCGGAACCGAACAGCAGGCCGGACGAAUAGCGAUCCGCCUCCCCUUCAGGUUGGUUGGUCUUCGGGUUUUGUGUUCGCACACCCCUGCCGUGUGCCGACUGGCUGGGCUGGUUCGUUGUAUGCUAUUUUUGUUUCAUUCCGUGCACUAUAUACAAGCAUGAGCCUCUCCACCGCGUGUGUGUGUUCGUUCGUGCAGCCUCCGGCAGAUGUUUCCUUUCCGGUGCUACUGCUGCUGCGUGUGAGAAGACGCAAAAAAGUGGAAUAUAUAUGUUUUAACGUUACGUUACUAUUAGUGAAAAAGGGACGAUGAAAGGGGGAGUUGUUAACGGGCGAGUUCGGUGGUCACUACCCGCAGUACACUUUUAGUUUCAUCAAAAGUGUUUAACAUAUAUUUUUACAAAAGUUGGUUUUUUUCUUUGCUUCGCUUUCCACAAACACCGUUCAAACACCAAACUUGAGAACACACGAAGGAAAACAUUAUUGAGAGCAAAUUGUGCUUUUUGUCUUCACUAUCUCAUCCGUCAUCUGCUAGAAGCCUCGAUAUGUACUUUCCCUCUUCCCAAUCGACACGUGUAUGUGAAUAUGUAUUAACUAGUAAUAAUAUGAGUACCACGGAAACAAUAAAAAGAAACACGGUUACUUUUGUUUUCUUUACCAA
This is a messenger RNA of Anopheles stephensi (Asian malaria mosquito), 3508 nucleotides long. It is a transcript of the gene gammaCOP, whose product is annotated as coatomer subunit gamma. NCBI's taxonomy places the organism in Eukaryota, Metazoa, Arthropoda, Insecta, Diptera, Culicidae. The coding region runs from base 201 to 2834 and encodes 877 amino acids. Gene Ontology annotation, biological process: endoplasmic reticulum to Golgi vesicle-mediated transport; intra-Golgi vesicle-mediated transport; protein secretion. Gene Ontology annotation, molecular function: structural molecule activity. The transcript has 8 exons. The record is from RefSeq and is a predicted model, not a curated record. Gene Ontology annotation, cellular component: Golgi membrane; COPI vesicle coat; endoplasmic reticulum-Golgi intermediate compartment.